GAAAACUAGAGCAGACAAAAGAAGUGCGGACGAGUGGGAAAAGAUUUGAGCACGUGCGGUCUGUCCCGCUAGCCGUAAUUUUGUGUCCAGCAAGAAAGCUAUGACAGCAUCACAGACUACCCCGCCUCCUCUCGCCGAUAAAUUGAUAUAAUAUAAUGUCGCAGAGGUUCCCAGAGGUCCAGGGAGGUGGCUCCCUGAUCAUUGCAUGGCAGGUGAAAGAUAAGAACGUAUUAGUGGUCGGUGGCGGAGAGGUUGCUGCUGGCCGUAUUUUACACGCGCUCAAUGCAGAUGCCAGAGUCACGGUCGUCUGCCCUUCGUCUGGGCUGAAUGACGAAGUAGCAUUCCGCGUUGCAGAGAAGCAAGUAUCUCAUAUCGAUCGCAACUUCGAGCCACAAGAUCUUGAUGCGGCAGAUAUGGUUCUCUGUGCCGUUGAUGACCCAGAAGCCUCGACCAGGGUCUGGAAGCUCUGCAAGGAGCGCCGUAUUCCUGCCAAUAUCGCAGACGUGCCAUCGGAGUGCGACUUCUAUUUCGGCAGUGUCCAUCGGGACGGGCCAUUGCAGGUUAUGGUGAGUACCAAUGGAAACGGGCCGAAAAUGGCCAGUAUCAUUCGGAAGAAGAUCGCGGAGACCCUGCCUAAGAAUACUGGUGCAGCGAUCGAAAAUGUGGGCAUACUACGCAAAAAGCUAAGAGGGAUCGCUCCCGAUCUCGAGGAGGGAGCAAAGCGUAUGAAAUGGAUGUCUCGCGUCUGUGAAUCAUGGAGUCUGGAAGACCUAGUCGAAAUGAAUGAAGGAGAAAUGGACAGACUCCUCACUUAUUACAAGUCGGAUGAAGUUCCUAGCUUGAAGGCGAUUCGUGACGCCAAUUAAAGGGUUAUGAUCUCCCAGAGAGAUGAGGAUUCUAACGGAGAAAACCAGAGAGCUUGGACCAUGGAUAUAUGUACGCUCAUGUUAGCGGUUACGAGUACUUAUCUUUCCAAUGUACAACAUUUAUAUUGCCCUUCCAUGACACGGGAAUUCUUGCACAUACAAAAAGCGAAGAACGCCUAGCGCUCAAAAGAGAAUGCGCGAGGUUUGGAUUGCAAAAUACAAAUCAAGAACGUAGAAACACAAGACCAAUUCUCAUCCAUGGUCGCCCAGGGGGAAUGAUAGAAACGAGGAACUCGUAGCGCAAAGUGCUAAGGAAAAUCUUCGACAUAUAUUGGGAAUCAAUAUGCUGAAAGCUCUUGAAGGACAAAUGCCGUAAGCGGUAGUGGCGCCCGC
Messenger RNA from Paecilomyces variotii, 1259 nucleotides. Its product is annotated as putative siroheme synthase Met8. NCBI's taxonomy places the organism in Eukaryota, Fungi, Ascomycota, Eurotiomycetes, Eurotiales, Thermoascaceae. Gene Ontology annotation, biological process: siroheme biosynthetic process. The coding region runs from base 156 to 866 and encodes 236 amino acids. The transcript has 4 exons. Gene Ontology annotation, molecular function: precorrin-2 dehydrogenase activity; protoporphyrin ferrochelatase activity. The record is from RefSeq and is a predicted model, not a curated record.